AUGUCAACGAACGUUAUCCAAAAUGUUUUUGUAGCACAGAAUAGGCAGAUAGCAACCCUGUUCCAAAGGGACAGUUCUGCCCCUAAUACCUGCAAAUUGCUUCCCUUUCAUGGGAAGUUGGCAUGGACUGGCAUAUCUUCCAUGCACAUGCACACAUGGUCAAAAUUCCACAGUGGUUUUGCUAACCGAAGACCUAUUUUCUGCAAUGCUGCUACAACCACUGCUGUCCCUUAUCUGGACAAAGUGGACUUUUUGAAACUUCAAAAUGGCAGUGAUAUCCGAGGAGUGGCUGUUCCUGGCGUGGAGGGUGAACCUAUUAGUCUCACUGAACCAGUUACAGAAGCAAUAGCUGCUGCAUUUGCUGCAUGGUUAUGUGAUAAGAGAAAAGCUGAUGCAACCAGACCUUUAAGAGUUUCCAUUGGUCAUGAUUCCCGCAUAUCAGCCCAGAAAUUACAGGAUGCAGUUUCUCGAGGCAUUACUGGUGCAGGAUUGGAAGUAAUUCAAUAUGGAUUGGCAUCUACACCAGCAAUGUUUAAUAGCACAAUGACAGAAGAUGAAGCAUUUUUCUGUCCAGUUGAUGGAGCUAUCAUGAUAACAGCUAGUCAUCUUCCUUUCAACAGGAAUGGGUUCAAAUUUUUCACUAAUGCUGGGGGGCUUGGGAAGCCUGACAUUAAAGACAUUUUGGAUCGAGCAGCAGACAUAUAUAAAAGCUUUACAGAAGAAUGUUUGUCUCAAUCAAAGAAGAGAGCAUCUGAAUCCGUGAAGAAAGCUGAUUACAUGACUGUUUAUACCUCUGACCUCGUGAAGGCUGUCCGCAAAGCUGCUGGAAAUAUAGAGAAGCCAUUGGAGGGGUUCCACAUUGUUGUUGAUGCUGGAAAUGGUGCAGGAGGAUUCUUUGCUGCAAAAGUUCUGGAGCCUCUUGGGGCAAUAACUUCUGGGAGUCAGUUCCUAGAGCCAGAUGGAAUGUUUCCCAAUCAUAUUCCCAACCCGGAGGAUAAGGCGGCAAUGAAAGCUAUCACCAAAGCUGUCCUUGAUAACAAAGCUGAUUUGGGGAUCAUCUUCGACACAGACGUUGACAGAUCUGCUGCCGUGGACUCUACUGGACGCGAGUUGAACCGCAAUCGCUUAAUUGCAUUGAUGUCUGCUAUUGUCCUGGAGGAGCAUCCAGGAACAACUAUUGUUACCGACAGUGUAACUUCUGACGGGUUGACUGCAUUUAUUGAAAGGAAACUUGGUGGAAAGCACCAUCGGUUCAAAAGAGGCUACAAAAAUGUGAUUGAUGAAGCCAUUCGUCUGAACGCUGUUGGUGAGGAAUCACAUCUUGCUAUUGAAACCAGUGGACAUGGAGCUCUCAAGGAAAACCACUGGCUUGAUGAUGGUGCAUAUCUCAUGGUCAAACUUCUAAACAAACUUGCCUCGGCCAGAGCAUCAGGAAAUGGGGGUGGAAGCAAAGUUUUAACCGACCUGGUUGAAGGCCUAGAGGAACCUGGAUUUGCAGUAGAACUAAGACUGAAAAUCAAUCAGAAUCAUCCAGAUCUUAAAGGAAGACCAUUCCGGGAAUAUGGAGAGGCAGUUCUCGAGCACCUGGAGAACUAUGUAGCUUCUGACCCUAAGCUUCAGAAAGCUCCAGUUAAUUAUGAAGGGCUCCGGGUUUCUGGUUAUGGUGGAUGGUUCCUUCUCAGGCUCUCCCUUCAUGAUCCUGUCCUUCCUCUCAAUAUUGAGGGACCAACCGACGCUGAUGCUGUAAAACUGGGACUUGCUGUGGCUUCUGCUGUGAAGGAGUUCCCUGCUCUGGACACAUCUGUGUUGGACAAAUUCGUCCAAGCUUCGUAA
This is a messenger RNA of Linum trigynum, 1833 nucleotides long. NCBI's taxonomy places the organism in Eukaryota, Viridiplantae, Streptophyta, Magnoliopsida, Malpighiales, Linaceae. The record is from the annotation of a GenBank genome assembly.